Molecule: messenger RNA, 1527 nt
Organism: Aspergillus saccharolyticus JOP 1030-1
Lineage: Eukaryota; Fungi; Ascomycota; Eurotiomycetes; Eurotiales; Aspergillaceae
Product: MFS transporter
Exons: 5
Coding region: 1-1527 (508 amino acids)
Biological process (GO): nitrite transport; nitrate transmembrane transport
Cellular component (GO): membrane
Molecular function (GO): nitrite transmembrane transporter activity; nitrate transmembrane transporter activity
Source: RefSeq, a predicted model, not a curated record
AUGGAGUUCAUCAAACUUCUCUUCGUCUCGCCAGAGAUCAACCCCAGUAAUCGCAAAGCUCAGUCUGUCCCAGUUCUCAACCCCUUCGAUCGAUAUGGACGGGUUUUCUUCUUUUCAUGGCUUGGUUUCAUGGUUGCGUUCCUUUCGUGGUACGCUUUCCCGCCAUUGUUGACUGUCACAAUCCGAAAAGACUUGCACAUGUCACAGCAGGACGUUGCGAACUCGAACAUUGUUGCCUUGCUAGCAACAUUACUUGUGAGAUUUGUGGCAGGCCCUCUCUGUGAUCGGUUUGGGCCACGUCUGGUGUUUAUCGGCUUGCUGCUCAGCGGUGCGAUACCCACUGCUAUGGCCGGUCUGGUCACCACGCCUAAGGGUUUGAUUGCGUUACGGUUCUUCAUCGGUAUCUUGGGAGGCACCUUCGUGCCUUGUCAGGUUUGGUGCACGGGUUUCUUCGACAAGAAGAUCGUCGGAACGGCCAAUGCCCUAGCUGGAGGUUGGGGAAACGCCGGUGGUGGCAUCACAUACUUCGUGAUGCCAGCUGUAUACGACUCGCUUGUCAACUCGCAAGGUCUUACACCACACAAGGCCUGGCGCGUUGCAUUCAUUGUCCCGUUUAUCAUCAUCGUUGCGAUUGCAGUGGCAAUGCUGUUCUUGUGCGAGGACACACCCACGGGUAAAUGGUCAGAACGCCACCUCUGGACUAGAGAAAUGGCAGCCGAGUCAGAAGGCAAUAUCGUGGACCUCAAAGCGGAUGUGAGGUCCAAUCAAGCUUCUACCACGCCGUCCAUGACCAUGGUCAUGGCAGACGUAGAGAAGAAAGGUGCACAAACGCCGGUGUCUCUUGGCUCCGGUUCUCAGACCAUCGCUGAGUUCGACGCCAUCCGAGCGGACACUGUGGUCGCUCCCACACGCAAGGAGGCCAUGGAGGUGCUUUUCAGUCUCUCGACUGCUGCGGUAGCCAUCCCCUACGCCUGCUCAUUUGGUGCAGAGCUCUCCAUCAACUCCAAUCUGGGCGAAUACUACUCAGCGAAUUUCCCUCACAUGGGUCAGACCAAGACCGGACAAUGGGCUGCCAUGUUCGGCCUGCUCAACGUCGUGUUUCGACCAGCUGGCGGCUUUCUCGCCGAUCUGCUCCUUCGCCGCACGCAGAACCUGUGGUCGAAGAAGUUGCUGCUUGUGUUCUUGGGUGUUAUCAUGGGUGGUUUUGAGCUCGCGAUCGGGCUUACGAAUCCCAAAUCCGAGUCCACCAUGUUUGGGCUGCUUGCCGGACUUGCAUUCUUUUUGGAGUCGUGCAAUGGUGCCAACUUCGCCUUGGUGCCACAUGUUUACCCUUUUGCCAAUGGCGUUGUAUCCGGCGCUGUCGGUGGGAUGGGCAACCUUGGCGGGAUCAUCUUUGCAAUCAUCUUCCGCUACAAUGGCUCGGACUAUUCUAGGUCUCUUUGGAUCAUCGGUGCAAUCUCGAUAGCCGCAAAUGUGCUUGUGUCGUGGAUCCGACCAGUGUCGAAGAAGCAAAUUGUGCAACGAUAA